AUAUACGAUCCGGUAAAGAUAAUCUUAAUGAGCUUGAAAAUAAAAUAAAAGAAUUUCAACAAAGUGUCUUAUCAGUAACCUCAAUUACAUCAUUUAUUAAUAAGUAUAAAUCAGUUUCUAUGAAAGCAGACCUAUUACCUAUCCUAAACGCGAGAGGAAUAGAUUAUCUUAAUAAGAAUUUAACUAUUAAUAAAAUUUUAUUAGAACAUCAAAAAAAUCAUAUUUAUAUAUUAUUUGACACUGAUAACUAUAUUAUUAAUAUCGAUUCGCCAGUGUGGAGUGCAUUUUUAAAAAUACCCAGUAUAAAUGAGGAGCCGAGCAAGUUCUUUAUAGCCGAUCCUACAUCAUACAAAGGAACAGAUAGACCCGAUCAUCCAGUUAUUCACCAUUAUAUUAACGGACAAUUAAAUAGUAACGAUUAUUAUAAUGAUAAAAAAACGUUAUUCACAUCAAAUAUUAUUAAAUUUAGUACUUUACCAUUUACUAAACCGAAUUAUAGUCCUAGUAAAAAAGAGCGGCUGAUGGUACCUUGCCCCUGUUCAUUAACAAAUGGUUGUUUACCCUUAAAAUGUGAAUGGAUUUGUAUCAGAUGCGAACAGUAUAUAGAAUAUGGGUACAACAAACACUUAUACUGUGGUUGUGGGGAAAAUAAAAUUGAUCACUGCAAAUUUAAGUGUAGUAGUUCACUUCACAUUAGUAGUUACAUUCCUUUUGAUCAAAAUAUAUUAGUUGAAUUUUUACCAUCAGUAGCUCCGCGAGAAGAAAUAAAUAUAUUAUUACUCGGUGAAACUGGUACAGGAAAAUCCACAUUUAUAAAUGCCUUUGCAAAUUAUUCUAAAUUUAAUAAUUUAGAUGAUGCAAUUUCUGGCAAGUCAUGUACUAAAGAAUGUGGUAUCUACGUGUUUCCGGUAGCUGAAAAUAAAGUUAUAAGAUUAAUCGAUACACCCGGGGUAGGAGAUACUAGAGGGAUUGAAUAUGAUAAAAAAAAUUUUGAAAAUAUCUUAAAGAAUAUAAAUUACCACGCCCAUCUGAAUGGGAUUUGCAUACUCCUUAAACCUAACAAUUCACGAUUGGAUGUAAUAUUUAGAUUUUGUAUACAAGAAUUAUUAUCACACCUUCAUAAAAAUGCUAAAGAUAAUAUUAUCUUCUGCUUUACUAACACCAGAGGAACAUUCUUUCGACCAGGAUACACAUUACCAGUGCUGAAUAAACAACUCAAAGAACUUGAAAGCAAAUCAGGUAUUGAAAUAAAAGUUUGUAAAGAUACACAAUAUUGUUUUGAUAAUGAGCCAUUUAGGUUUCUAGCAGCAAAUAAGAAAGGAAUAAAAUUUACAGAUGAUGAAAAGAAAAACUUCGCAUCUAGUUGGGAAAAAUCUGCGAAGGAAUUAGUGAGACUCCUUCAAUAUAUUUCAAAUUGUACACCUCAUAAAAUAAUUGAUACUGUAUCGCUUAACAACGCAAGACAAACUGUGAUGAUACUUUGCGAACCUCUUGCAGAAAUAAAUCGUAAUAUCCAAGAAAAUAUUUCUGAAGUUAAUAAUCUAAAAGAUGAAAUACAAAGUUCCAACUUAACCGACGAAGAGCUUAAAAAUAAGCUGUAUGUUCCACGUAUAGUGCUUAAGUUGACGCGAUUGGAACGACCCAGAGUUGUAUGCACAAAUAACAAUUGUAAGGUACAAAAUAUCAAUAUAACAAUUGAGAAUUGUCAUGUUAAAUGGAAAGAUUUAAAUAUUUUUAUGCUAAAGCAUAGUGGAGCUAUGAUGUUUGGAAACUGUAGAUCCUGUGGCUGCCAUGCAAGAAGUCAUAAAACGACCUUUUAUAAGAGCAUAUCUGAAUAUUCAAAGGAAACUGAUGAAAAUAUAAAAAAUAAAAUCCUAAAAAAUGAAAUAGAUCAAAAGGACAAACAAGAUCAUAUAGAAAUGCUCCAAAGAAAGAUUAACCAGCUCAAAGAACAACAGAAUACAGUCGACGAUAUCAUAAUCCAGUUUACACAAUUUUUAAUACAAAACGCAAUAGCUCCUUUUAACGAUGUAUAUAUGGAAUAUCUAGAUUAUAUCAUACAUCUUGAAAGAGAGAAGAUUAAUAACACUUCCAAACGCUACAAUAAUGAAAUACUUAAAGGAUUAGAAGAAACAAAAAGAAAAUAUUAUGAAAAGAUGAAAAUAAUUAAAAAGAAAAUUGGAAACAAUGAACCCUCUCCUGCUCGCUCUCUUCUGAAGAC
Dentiscutata heterogama is the source of this 2221-nucleotide messenger RNA. NCBI's taxonomy places the organism in Eukaryota, Fungi, Glomeromycota, Glomeromycetes, Diversisporales, Gigasporaceae. The record is from the annotation of a GenBank genome assembly.